Aphanomyces astaci is the source of this 765-nucleotide messenger RNA. RefSeq lists its product as hypothetical. The transcript has 4 exons. NCBI's taxonomy places the organism in Eukaryota, Oomycota, Saprolegniomycetes, Saprolegniales, Verrucalvaceae. The record is from RefSeq and is a predicted model, not a curated record. The coding region runs from base 1 to 765 and encodes 254 amino acids.
AUGGUCCGCACCAUGAUGCUCCACUCCAACGGCUUCAACCGUUGGUGGGCGGAGGCCGUGACUUCCUACGCAACCGUGUCCCCAACACCUAAAAAGCAGCUGCACGAACAAGUGCCUCUUUGUCGGAAUCAGUUUUUGCGGCCCAAGUCGGUACUCACGGACGCCGACGGCGUCCAAGUGACCAAGACGGAAGAACAACCAUCGCGGACGCCAGCACAAAACACGCCCAAGAGUGACCCACCACCGACGCCACGUGGCCAACGACAGCCACCACCGACGCGGUAUGCGCGGUAUCCGCCGUGGGUGCUCUUCCGCGACGACCCACCGACGGAAGCGGCUGAGGACGAGGUAAAGCUGCUACCACAAGCUGCCAACACGACAAGGGUGGGACCAGAAAACCCGAAGGCCAGAGCGGUGGCCCAGACACAAAUGCUAGAAACGGCCAACGAGACAAUGCAGAAUGUACGUCACAGUGCCCGAAUCAGCGAAGUGACGCAACGGCGUCACCAAGCGGUAGCCGCACCCGAACUGAAACCACCGUUUCACCCAACCCGCGCGACGGCGCGACCGCAUGACGCGGACAGCCCUUUCAUGGAGGAGCCGGCCAAGACGAUGAGGACGACGGCCGACCGCGGCGUCACGACGCGCGAAUAUGAGGACGACGCCGCCUUGGCCUACGACGUGUGCGUGAAUGUGGCGGACGUGGACGAUGACGUUCUUGCGAAAUUCUGGGAGGCCAUGCAGACGCCCGGCGAACUGGCUUGA